GUGCUCAGCUGUGGGACCAAACUACACAACAUUUCUCUGCUUUUUAGACAUUUGAAUCAUUAUACAAGGACUUGAAGCACACGUCACCCGUACAGUACUUGUAAGAUAAAUAAGCGGCAUCUCCUCGUUAGCUUUUAUGGCAUCUGCAUGCUGCGGCUAUGCUUAAAUGUGGUUCCUUUCUUGCUACUGUAAACAAUAACAUGCUAGCUGAGGAGUUAUCAGCAUAAUGCACUUGGCAGUUGUUGGGUGUAGCUUAACUUCUUGUGCAUCCACACCCUAUUUGCUGCUUAGUGCACCAACUUGUUUCCUGCAUUCACUCAUUUUUCUAUUCCACAUAUUUAGCAGUCUUUAUCAAGAUGCAGGUGCUGCUUCUGAGGGAGCCAAGAGAUGGAGACUCUGAGACUGACCCUUACGUCAAGGCGCUGGCUUCACAUGGCCUGAAAGCAACCCUUCUUCCUGUGCUAUCUUUUAAGUUUGUUUCAUUAAACACCUUGUCAGAUAAGCUGUUCCAACCAGAGAAACAUGGUGGCCUCAUAUUUACAAGUCCAAGAGCUGUGGAAGCUGUGAAGAUGUGCAUACAGGAAAGGACAGAAGAAUGGACCAGCUCAGUGAGCGACAAAUGGAACACAAAGUCUGUGUAUGUGGUGGGGAAAUCAACUGCUGUUUUAGCGCGCAGUAUCAGUCUAAACUCCAUUGGCGAGGACACAGGGACGGCAGAUGUCUUGUCGCGGGUCAUUAUUGAACGAGAGGACACAAAUAUUCCACCACUUUUCUUCCCUUGUGGCUCCAUCAAAAGAGAAGUCCUGCCCACUGCUUUAAGGGAAAAUGGGGUUCCUCUGGAGAUGCUGACUGUGUAUCAAACAGCAGAGCAUCCAGAUAUAGACAAAAAUCUGUGCAACUAUUUUGCACAGCAGGGCGUCCCGGCUAGCAUAGCUUUCUUCAGCCCGUCGGGGGUCAAAUUCUGCCUACAGACCGUGCAGAGGCUAGCUGGUGAGCGGCUAGCGCAAAUAAAGUUUGCUGCCAUAGGGCCCACAACACGGGACGCCAUGCUGGCGGAAGGUCUGAGUGUCAGCUGCACUGCAGAGAAGCCCACAGCGGAGCACUUGGCGGCGGCUAUAAGCCAAGCGCUAAAAUAACCUUACAGCCAUAUGUCUUUUUUGCUAGUUUUGUAUGUAUAGUGGUGUGAAAAGUGUUUGCCCUCUUCCUGAUUUCUUUUUUUUUUUUUGCAUGUUUGUCACACUUAAAUGUUUAAACAAAUUUAAAUAUUAAUCAAUGACAACACAACCAAAAAAAAAAAAAGGAGUUUUUAAAUGAAAAUUUGUAUUCUUAAAGGAGAAAAAAAACCUACAUGUCCCUGUGUGAAAAAGUGAUUGCCCCCUAAACCUAAUAACUGUUGGGGCCACCCUUAGCAGCAACAACUGCAAUCAAGUGUUUGUGAUAACAAACAAAGUGUUUGUGUGUUUUGGAUCAUUGUCCUGCUGCAGAACCCAAGUUGGUUUCAGCUUCGUGCAGAACAGAUGUUCGUGACCUCAAGUUCCAUUUAUGGUUCCAUUUAUCACAGCAAGUCUUCCAGGUCCUGAAGCAGCAGAACAGCCCCUGACCAUCAUACUACCACACUACUUUUUUUAAAAUGCAACAUUACUUUUACGCCAGAUGUAAUGGGACACACAUCUUACAGGAACCCUAUCCCAAACCUUUUGUCUUGAGUAUUUUCCAAAGGUCUUGGGGAUCAUCAAGCUGUUGUCUGGCAAAAUUGAGUUUUUGUUCAGCAGUGGUUUUCAUCUUGGAAUUUAGCCAUGCAGGCCAUUCCUGGGAAGGUUCACCACUGUUCCAUGUUUUCGCCAUUUGUGGAUAAUGGCUCUCACUGUGGUUCGCUGGAGUCCCAAAGCUUUACAAAUGGCUUUAUAGCCUUUUCCACUUGAACUCAGGUGUGAUAAAACAACAGUUAGGUUAUGUUUUAACAGGGGGGUAAUCACUUUUUCACACAGGGCCAUGUGGGUUUGGAUUUUUUUUUUUGUCCCUUAAUAAUAACACGUUUCAUUUAAAAACUGCAUUUUGUGUUCAGUUGUGUUGUCAUUGACUAAUAUUUACAUUUGUUUGAUGAUCUGAAACAUUGAAGUGUGACAAACAUGCAAAACACUUAACAUCACUGUAUAUUGUAUUUAUUUGCACAGCAUCCAAUGCUGUGACGUCCUAGUGUGUAUUCUGUUUAUUGUUAAGCUUUUGUUUGUGUGAUCCUGUAAUUAAAGUUGUGCUUCAC
Messenger RNA from Dunckerocampus dactyliophorus (ringed pipefish), 2260 nucleotides. It is a transcript of the gene uros, whose product is annotated as uroporphyrinogen III synthase. Gene Ontology annotation, molecular function: uroporphyrinogen-III synthase activity. Bases 357 to 1136 code for a protein of 259 amino acids. Gene Ontology annotation, biological process: uroporphyrinogen III biosynthetic process. The transcript has 9 exons. The record is from RefSeq and is a predicted model, not a curated record. Lineage: Eukaryota; Metazoa; Chordata; Actinopteri; Syngnathiformes; Syngnathidae.